Messenger RNA from Fusarium graminearum PH-1, 1329 nucleotides. RefSeq lists its product as uncharacterized. Bases 1 to 1329 code for a protein of 442 amino acids. The record is from RefSeq and is a predicted model, not a curated record. Gene Ontology annotation, molecular function: serine-type endopeptidase activity. The transcript has 4 exons. NCBI's taxonomy places the organism in Eukaryota, Fungi, Ascomycota, Sordariomycetes, Hypocreales, Nectriaceae. Gene Ontology annotation, biological process: proteolysis.
AUGGCUUUCCUCAAGACUUUCCUCGCCUCUCUGCUCAUUGCAGCUCCCUUGGCCACCGCGGCCCCCGUGGAUGUUGCCCAGACCAUUGGCAACAUGGCCGAAGCUGUCGGUAGCGAUAUUGGUGGUGGACUUGGCGAAGAGCUCGACAAGAAGAUGGGAAUCAGCGCUUUCCUUCGACCUAUGCUUUCUAACCCUGACUCUCUCAACAUUAUCCCUAACCGAUACAUCGUUGUCUACAACGACACCUUUGAUGACGACGCCAUCGCCGCCAAGGAGUUCUCUAUUGCCUCCGCCAUCAAGAAGCGAAACCUCAACAAGCGAAGCUCCAUCGGCCAGGCCAUGUCCACUUCCAUCAAGUCCUUCCGCAUGAACACAUGGCGCGCCAUGUCCCUUGAUGCUGAUGACAUGAUGGUCCAGGAUCUCUUCAAGUCCGACGAGGUUGCCUACAUCGAGGCCGACACCCGUGUUCAGCUCAACGCUGCCAUUGCUCAAGUCAACGCACCCCCUGGUCUUAACCGUCUCUCCCACGCUCAGGCCGACCAGGAGAACUACAUCUUCGACGACUCCGCUGGUGAGGGUAUCACUGCUUACGUUGUCGACACUGGUAUUAAGGUCGACCACAGCGAGUUUGAGGGUCGUGCCACUUUCGGAGGCAACUUCAUUGACAAUGUCAACGGUCAUGGCAGUCACGUUGCUGGUACCAUUGGUGGUGCUACCUUUGGUGUCGCCAAGAAGGUUGACCUUGUUGCCGUCAAGGUUCUCGACGCCUCGGGCGGUGGUAGCAACUCUGGUGUCCUUCAGGGCAUGCAGUUCGUUGUUGACGAUGUCAAGAAGAACAACCGUGCUGGCAAGGCUGUUAUGAACAUGUCUCUCGGUGGUGACAAGUCCGAGGCCAUCAACCGUGCCAUUGAAGCUCUUUUCAAGGCUGGUGUUGUCCCCGUUGUUGCAGCUGGUAACGAGAACCGGGAAACUGCCCUGACUUCUCCUGGAUCCGCCCCCAACGCCAUCACUGUCGGUGCCAUCGAUGCUACUUCCGAUCAGCGUGCCGAUUUCUCCAACUUUGGCCCUGAGGUCGACAUUUACGCCCCUGGUGUCGAUGUCCUCAGUGUUGGUAUCAAGUCCAACACUGACACUGCUACUCUUAGCGGUACCAGCAUGGCCUCUCCCCACGUUGCCGGUCUCGCUGCCUACCUCAUGGGCUUCCAGAAGCUCGACGGCCCCGCGCAGGUUGCCAGCCUUAUCAAGAGCCUUGCCGCUGAGAGCGGUGCCAAGGUCCGCAACAACGUCCGUGGCACCACCGACGGCAUCGCCAACAACGGCAACCAAUAG